AUGGAGGCACCCGGGCUGGCCAAGGAGGCCACUGCGGACCCCGACCCUCCGGAGAGCCAGGCCGAGACUCCCGACGGCGCGCCCGCGCACUUGCCGGCUUCCGACGCACCCGCGCCCGAGUCACCUGCCUACCGCCUGCAGGACUUCGACACGCUGGCCACCGUGGGGACGGGGACCUUCGGACGGGUCCAGCUGGUCAGGGAGAAGGCGGCCAAGCAUUUCUUCGCUCUGAAGGUCAUGAGCAUCCCGGACGUCAUCCGGCUGAAACAGGAGCAACAUGUGCACAACGAGAAGUCGGUCCUGAAGGAAGUCAACCACCCGUUUCUGGUCAAACUGUUCUGGACAUGCCAUGACGACCGCUUCCUGUACAUGCUCAUGGAGUACGUGCCCGGCGGGGAGCUGUUCAGCUACCUGCGCAACCGGGGGCGGUUCUCCAGCUACGCGGCCCUGUUCUACUCGGCGGAGAUCGUCUGCGCCCUCGAGUACCUGCACUCCAAGGACAUCGUCUACCGGGACCUGAAGCCUGAGAACAUCUUGCUGGACAAGGACGGCCACGUCAAGCUCACCGACUUCGGCUUCGCCAAGAAGCUGGUGGACAAGACCUGGACCCUCUGCGGGACGCCCGAGUAUCUGGCACCUGAAGUCAUCCAGAGCAAGGGCCACGGCAGAGCUGUGGACUGGUGGGCCCUGGGGAUCCUCAUAUUUGAGAUGCUUUCGGGGUUCCCUCCCUUCUUCGACGACAACCCGUUCGGCAUUUAUCAGAAAAUUCUUGCCGGCAAAAUCGAUUUCCCCAGACAUUUGGAUUUCAAUGUAAAAGACCUCGUUAAGAAACUCCUCGUGGUGGACAGGACCCGGCGCCUGGGCAACAUGAAGAACGGAGCCGAGGACGUGAAGAGGCACCGCUGGUUCCGGACGGUGGACUGGGAGGCUGUCCCGCAAAGGAAACUCAAGCCCCCCAUCGUACCCAAAGUGUCUGGGGAGGGCGACACCUCCAACUUCGAAUCUUACCCUGAACACGACUGGAACGCAGCCCCGCCGGUGUCCCCCGAGGAUCUGGAAGUCUUCAAGAAUUUCUGAGCACGGGAGUCCACGCCGGGCAGAAACGGGAUGAUUUGAGCCUUCCUUGGGACAGAGAGGGUCGCGGCCUUGAAGAGAUGCCUCCUGGACGUGCCGGGGACCGUCCCCCACGUGUCCACGCCCUUGUGUAUAAAAACGCAGCGGUGCGCGGUGCGUCACCGCGGGCCUACCUCCCGUUCAUGAAGCAACUGGAAGUCUAUGGCACAGUAGGAAAAUUGGAAAAAUUGUCUGCUUGUCCAUUGUACCUUGUUCUUUGGCCUGGGUUCCUACCGUGUGGACACCUUUACGCGUUUGAGACUCAGCUUUAUGCGUUUGAACGGAGCGUGUUUGGUCAAAACUGCGGAUGGUGCGUGCACGGGCGCGUGCGGGUAUGUGUGUGCGUGUGUGUGUGUGUGCGUGUUUAUGCCUAAAAGAUAACAUGGCAGAAACCACGUGUCCAGGUCAAUAUUGACACCUGGCGGAGCCUACCGUGUUUCGUUUUCCAAUUUCUUUCUGAAGCAGCUGUUCUCUGGGGAACAACACCUUUUGGGUUUUAUCACCUUCUCCGCCUUCUUAGUCAACGGUGAAGAAAACACCACGUGGCAUGUUAUCUCUGGUCUCUCACAUGCUUCCUAUUCGGUCAUGGUGGGUCCUGAGACUAGAAGGAAAAGGGAAAGUGACUUGGGUUUCCAUUUUUGUCCGAGAAUAGCCCGUGACCACUCAUGUUGUUCCCGGAAUAGGGUGCCCCGAAGAAAUUGUCUGUAUCCCCCAAAACUCCACGUUGCCUCGCGGGAAGGCUCCCUGUAAAAACCCCAGUUGAAGUCUCUUGAACACAAUGUACAUCCCAACGCUAACAGGGUAGUUGAAAUUGGGUCAGUGGCAUGGAUGACCUUCCGGCACAGGUGACUUUUCCAUUUUCAUUUGGAGGAAAAGCCAGAAACACGUGAGCUCUGGGAGUCAAAGGAACUUCACGGUUUAUGUUCAGUUUUGUUAUUUCUAUUUUUUUCUCUCUUUGUAUAAAGGGUCAAGUUGAGAGUCUCCCACACAAUCAGGUCCCAUAGAUCUGGCAGGCUUGGGUGACGUCAUCUGGGUGGGAUUGCUUGUCCUUGGACCUGAUUAUGAUGACGCCUUGACGUGAACCCUACAAACACUUCUCCUUAGGGUUGGCUUCCUGACAGCCAGAGGUUGGGGUCGCUGUCAUCAGUGUGUCCUCAGAGGCUGACCUUCCCCAAACCGGGGCGCUCAGACAGGUCCUUGGAGCCUGCGUUAUCCAUUGUCUAUUUUCUUCUCUACUCUUCGGCCUCAGCUUUGGGGUUCCGCACUCUGCGAACCUUUAGUGGGCUGCCCAUCGCGGGCCCUUCUGGGUCACCAGAACAGCAGAAUUGCCCAAAUCCGUUGUGCACCUGCUGAGAGGACUCAGCCAUGAGCUUCUCCACGGAGACUUGGCGUCUGAGCAUGAAGGAGUAGGUUCCAGAGCCUUCGGUGUUUGCAAAGCUGCACCCACCUGAACUCCAGGACCCCUUCUGCCCCCUGUCUUCCCUCUCCUCCCAGCGAGACCACUGUUUAGGCAGGUUCCGUGAGAGUGGGGUGUGCC
Messenger RNA from Molossus molossus (Pallas's mastiff bat), 2650 nucleotides. RefSeq names its product protein kinase X-linked (gene PRKX). Gene Ontology annotation, biological process: protein phosphorylation. The transcript has 9 exons. NCBI's taxonomy places the organism in Eukaryota, Metazoa, Chordata, Mammalia, Chiroptera, Molossidae. The coding region runs from base 1 to 1077 and encodes 358 amino acids. The record is from RefSeq and is a predicted model, not a curated record. Gene Ontology annotation, molecular function: ATP binding; protein serine/threonine kinase activity.